UUUAGUCCUUAAAUUCAAGGUUUUAUACUAUUUUUGACCCAAUCUGACUACCUUAAAUGACAACUUUACCCUUGCCCGCUUUUCAACUUUUUCUUCUCCCAUGUCCACUUUAGUCCUCGUUUUGUUCUUUCAUAGUCUUCUAGAUCUGUAGUUUUUUUCCGCGACCGCCCAAAAAAUUCUCUGAUCAGACGGUCGAUUGGAUCGGAGAUUUAAGGUAAAGAAAAAAUGGCGCAACAAUCGUUGAUCUACAGUUUCGUAGCUCGCGGCACGGUGAUCCUCGUUGAGUUCACUGAUUUCAAAGGUAAUUUCACCUCAAUCGCUGCUCAGUGCCUCCAGAAGCUUCCGUCUUCGAACAACAAGUUCACCUACAACUGCGACGGUCAUACCUUCAAUUACCUUGUCGAAGAUGGAUUCACCUAUUGUGUUGUUGCGGUUGAUUCUGCUGGGAGGCAAAUUCCCAUGUCCUUUUUGGAAAGAGUAAAAGAAGAUUUUAACAAGCGAUAUGGUGGUGGAAAGGCUGCAACUGCUCAAGCAAACAGCUUGAAUAAGGAGUUUGGCUCUAAACUGAAAGAGCAUAUGCAGUAUUGCAUGGAUCAUCCUGAUGAGAUUAGCAAGCUUGCUAAGGUGAAGGCGCAAGUGUCAGAAGUUAAGGGUGUAAUGAUGGAAAACAUUGAGAAGGUUCUUGACCGUGGUGAGAAAAUUGAGCUUUUGGUGGACAAAACCGAAAAUCUUCGCUCACAGGCACAAGAUUUCAGAACAACAGGAACGCAGAUGAGAAGAAAGAUGUGGCUUCAGAACAUGAAGAUAAAACUCAUAGUGCUCGCCAUCAUUAUCGCACUGAUUCUCAUCAUCGUGCUCUCAGUUUGCCAUGGGUUUAAGUGUUAAGCCCAGAAAAUUCAAAACUUCUGAGAUCUUUCUCACUCGGUACAUCGUAGUGCCUUCUCUUUUAUUGUUCGAUCUUCAAUCUAAUGUUUCUGCUUGAAUUGGUUUUGUAUAGAUAGACAUAUAUGUAUGCUACUCAUUUGCUAUAUUGCUUGCAUCUGAUGACAUUGAUCCCUUGCGAACCAGUCAGUACUUGACAAGAGAUCCGAAACUAUUAAAUGAUUUUGUUGACUGAAGAUUGCAUUGUGGUGGUGAUGAUAAAAAUUUGAGAUUGUAUUGACGAUUAUACGGCGUGAUGUGUGCUGGUUACUUUAAAUUUAGAUAAGAGUAGUGCCCUCUCUAUAUCGUUACUAGGGAUGGUAGUACAUAUAUAUACGUACGUCAUAUUCCGACC
This is a messenger RNA of Arabidopsis thaliana (thale cress), 1276 nucleotides long. RefSeq names its product vesicle-associated membrane protein 721 (gene VAMP721). Lineage: Eukaryota; Viridiplantae; Streptophyta; Magnoliopsida; Brassicales; Brassicaceae. Bases 226 to 885 code for a protein of 219 amino acids. The record is from RefSeq and is marked reviewed. Gene Ontology annotation, biological process: membrane fusion; vesicle-mediated transport. Gene Ontology annotation, cellular component: early endosome membrane; membrane; plasma membrane. The transcript has 5 exons.